This is a messenger RNA of Miscanthus lutarioriparius, 885 nucleotides long. The record is from the annotation of a GenBank genome assembly. Lineage: Eukaryota; Viridiplantae; Streptophyta; Magnoliopsida; Poales; Poaceae.
AUGGGGUGCAAGGCAUGCCAGAAGCCCAAGGUGCAGUACCGCAAGGGCCUGUGGUCGCCGGAGGAGGACGAGAAGCUCCGCGACUACAUCCUCCGCUACGGCCACGGCUGCUGGAGCGCUCUGCCCCUCAAGGCUGGGCUGCAGCGCAACGGCAAGAGCUGCAGGCUGCGAUGGAUCAACUACCUGAAGCCGGGGCUCAAGCACGGCAUGUUCUCCCGGGAGGAAGAGGAGACCGUCAUGAGCCUUCACGCCAAGCUGGGCAACAAGUGGUCUCAGAUCGCACGGCAUCUGCCGGGCCGGACGGACAACGAGGUGAAGAACUACUGGAAUUCGUACCUCAAGAAGCGUGUCGAGGGCGGCGCGCAGGGCAAGGGCGCGGCGGCGGACCCGGCGACACCCGCCCCUUCCGACGUCCACGGGAGCCCGGACCCCAGCGAGAACAACGGCCAGGGGUCCGUCGUCAGCCGGCCGGCGAACUCCGACUGGUCCGAGCCGGCGGUGGAGUCGUCCUCGGCCGACGACUCCAGCUGCCUCACCGCCACCGAGCCUGCGGGCGCGGGCGCCGCCGUGCGACCGCACGCGCCCGUGCUCCCGAAGGUCAUGUUCGCGGACUGGCUGGACAUGGACUACGGGACCAGCCUGGUGGCGCUGGGUCCGGACGCCGGGGUCUUCGACGUGGGCGGCCGCAGCCCGGCCCAGGGCCUGAGCCACCAGGGGUCGUCCGUGCAGGUCGACGGCCCGUACGGCGCCGUGGAUUCCCUGCACGGGCUCGGCGUCGGCGGCAUGUGCUGGGAGUUCGACGUGGCGGCGGAUCAGUUGGACGUGCAGGGUGGAGGAGGGUUCUGCGAUUUGCUCUCCAUGAGCGAGUUCCUUGGGAUCAACUAG